Vitrella brassicaformis is the source of this 2392-nucleotide messenger RNA. The record is from the annotation of a GenBank genome assembly. NCBI's taxonomy places the organism in Eukaryota, Vitrellaceae.
UGCACUCACGUCAUUCGACUAGAGCUGUCUCUUUCCUCAUUCACGCAACACGCACACACACAGAUGCACAUACACAUACGUACACACACACAUAUAUAAACACAUGGAUCAUGUCACUCGCUCAUUCAUUCAUUCAUUCAAAGUCGCGCCAUUUGGGUGUCUUGGGGGUCUUGGGGGUCUUGCCUCCAGCAGUCGGUCCAACGCCCUCCUCACCCUCCUCGCCCUCCUCACCCUCUUCACCCUCUUCACCCUCUUCACCCUCCUCACCCACCUCCAUCUCUCCCUCUCCCUGCGGCUGACCCUCAGGCAAUGCCUCGUGUGCGUGACCAGCGGCCUCCUCGUUGGCCGCCUCUGCGAUGGGGCCCAGCUGCUGCUGGUCAUGUGUCUCAUCUUCGCUAGUGGGACGGUGAUCUUCGGCGUCCUCGUCCUGGGGGUCCUCGGCCUUGUUGUCGUAACCUGCCGCAUCGGCUUCUUCCUCGCCCUCUCCCCCUUCCGGCUGCUCUUGCUGCACAUCGUGCGCUCCAUACUCAGGAGAUUCCUGAGAGACAGAGGCAGUAAUGAAGACGGAGAUGGAUGGAUGUGUACACGGUGGAUUUUUGCUCGCUGACCUCCUGUGUCUCGUCCUGAUAUGAUGCCUCUGCGUCCACAGGCAUCUGCGAUGGGGCGGCGUGGUCGAUGUCCCGCUCCUCCGGCGACUCGGGGCCAUCUUCCUCAGGCUGUUCCUCCUCGGCUCCCUCUGCAGCCUCGGCUUCAUCUGCCAAUUCAACGCCGACGAACGGCUGCUCACCCUCUUGAACGCCAGGCUCCUCGGCCUCCCUCUCGUCGCCUUCCCCUGCCUCCUCCGCCUCUUGCUCUUGCUCGACAACCACACCGCCUUCAGCGCCCUCCUGGCUCUGCCUGAGAAGACUGGACGGGCUGUCCCUGCCCAUCCCCAGGCCCCCUCCCUCACGCGAGAGGGGCGUGACGAUGGCGUCUUCGGGUAGCCCUGCGGCGGGGUAGGGUGAGGUGUCGAACGAGGGCAGCGCUGGGAGUUCGCCCUUGUCGGCAAGUUGCCCCUGGUCGGACUCGGGGGCGUUCUUGCUGAUGGGGUAGGACUUGCGCUCCUUCACUGCGAGAUGUGAGGGAGGGAAAGUAGAGAGGGACGAGACUCAGACAGAUGGUGUGUGUGUGUGUGUGUGUGUGUACCGAUCUUUGGUCCGAUGUGUUGGUCGAUGUCAACGUCCCAUUUCUUCUCAUAGGGGUCGGUGGGAUCGAAGAGCUGCUUGGCGCGCUUGUGCUGGAAGUGCUUGGGGUUACGGGCCUCAAGCGCCUUGCGCUUCUGCACAUCCAUCCCAGACAAGACACAGACAGGAAGAGACACAGGUGGGAUGUUUCUGUCCCGCCUCUGCGAGUUUGUCGUCACCCAUACUGACCUGUGCUGCCUGUGCGAGCAGACGGACGUGCUCGGGCACGCCGACAUCCUUGGGCAGCUGGGCGCUCGUGAUAAAGCCAAGACCCAGGAACAGAUACCCACAGAUAAGGAGUCCCAGCAGCUGAGCAAGUAACAAAGGCAGACACCGAGGUGCGUGUGGGUCUGAGUGUUGGUCGAAGCCGACCUCGACACCGAAUGCGAUGAGCUGUCUGAUAGCGCAGGCUUGGAGGAGCCAGGUGGGGUCGACCUCUGUGCACUGGCCGAACAUCUGACAGUCAAGGCUGACGACACACGACACACGACACACACACACACACACGCACACAUACACGCACAACGGCAUUCAUAAGCCGUGUGGGUGGCUGUUCCACUCAUGGCUUGCUGCAGCGGGCCGAGCGCCUACUAUCCAAUUUGGAGGAUGAGGGCGAACGUGUCGCCCAUGAAGGCCCAGGGAGAGAUCAGCAGGAUCAAGUUCCCAAAGAAAUACUGCACACACGACACACAGAAGGAGAGAGAGAGCGAGAGAGAGAGAGAGAGAGAGAGAGAGAAGCAGACAAACGACACACAUGCAUAAGUCUCAGAGCCGCUGUCCCUUCCUUCCCUCCCGCGCACCGCACUCACCAGCCAUCUGAAUAUGGUGUGUAUGUCGACAAAGAGCCCCACGCCACACACAAACAUGGAUAUGAGCGCCCGAAAGGUGUUGUGGAGGGCCACUUGGGUCUCAUAGAAGAAGCACAGCGGCCCCAGAGAAACCAGGUGCACCACGCACAGCACCCGCACAAUGUACACCUGGUAGCGGAUGAAGGUCGCCUCGUGGUUCAGGAUGCAGUAGAGCGCGAGGAAGAGGAACAAAAAGAUGGCCAGCGUCGCGGCGCCCAGCUCAAUCAGGUACCAGUGCAGCUGCGAUUGGAGCGGGAACUCGUGCUCCGUGAUGCUACCGAUGUCGCUGGACGACAUUGUCGACGUCGGCGGGGAAAAUGG